Messenger RNA from Salvia miltiorrhiza (redroot sage), 496 nucleotides. RefSeq lists its product as uncharacterized. Bases 181 to 429 code for a protein of 82 amino acids. The transcript has a single exon. NCBI's taxonomy places the organism in Eukaryota, Viridiplantae, Streptophyta, Magnoliopsida, Lamiales, Lamiaceae. The record is from RefSeq and is a predicted model, not a curated record.
AAACUGGGGGCCAAAACUACCCAUCUUUCAUCUUUCCUUUCUAUCCUAAGAUAUUCUCCCAUUAUAUAUUGCUACCAUCACCACCACAAACAAUCAAACAACUUGCACUAUUAAAUUCUCCAUUACUCUUCAGUUAUUCAAACCCUAAUUUCCAUACAUAUUAUCUUCUGCAAAUAAGAAAUGAGUUCGUCGAGGAGAGCUUGGUUGGUAGCGGCGAGCGUCGGAGCAGUAGAAGCACUGAAAGAUCAGGGAUUUUGCCGGUGGAAUUAUGGUUUCCGAAAUGUCCAGCAGCACGCCAAGGCAAAUCUCAGAUCUUACAUUCAGGCCAAAAAUCUCUCCUCUGCGGCGGUGACGCCGACAAAGCAGUUGAAGCAGUCGGAGGAGUCUCUUAGAAAAGUCAUGUACUUAAGCUGUUGGGGCCCCAAUUAAUAACAUCCAACAUCUUGUAUAUAUAUACACCAAUUUCUAUUAUCAAUCAAAUUAAUUUGGGGCUGAA